UUCCAUUUCUCCUCUUCAAAUCACAUACGCCAAUCCAUCUCUCUCCGCCGUCGCCGUCGCGUUUUCCGAUCAUGACGGACAAUGAAAACUCAGUUCGAGUCACUCGCCUUACUAGAAAGAGAGCGGCGGAAGCAAUGUCUGUAAAAGACGAUUCUCAGCCAGCAAUGAAGAAGAGAGUACCUCUCACUGAGAUUUCAAACCUAUCGAGUAUUCCGUCAACUAAAGAUCUCGAUUCAGAACCUCCGAAGAAGAAAUGCAGGACGAGGAGGACAGUUAAGAGAUCUGUAGUCUCUGAAGAGAAAUCAGAACAAACAAUCGAAGAUCCGCAGCUGUGCGAAGCUUACGCUACUGAUAUCUAUGAUUAUCUUCAUAGAAUGGAGGUUGAGACUAAACGAAGACCAUUACCAGACUAUAUUGAUAAGAUUCAAAAGAAUGUAACCGCUACAAUGAGAAGUAUUUUAGUGGAUUGGUUAGUUGAAGUUGCUGAAGAGUACAAGCUUCAAUCUGAUACACUCUAUCUAUCUGUCAAUUACAUUGACAAAUACUUAUCAAUUAACAGUAUCCAUAGACAAAGACUUCAAUUGCUUGGCGUAUCUGCUAUGUUAAUUGCAUCCAGAAAGUUUGAAGAGAUUAAUCCACCGAAAGUUGAUGAUUUCUGUUAUAUUACUGAUAAUACCUACAAGAAGGAAGAUGUUGUGGAUAUGGAAGCUGAUAUACUUAAGUCUCUUAACUUUGAAAUCAGCAGUCCAACAAUCAAGACUUUUCUUAGAAGAUACACCAGGAUGGCUGAAGAUGAUCAGACAAUUCAAAACUUGCAAUGUGAAUUUUUGGGAUGUUACUUGGCUGAGCUAAGUUUAGUAGAUUAUGACUGUGUGAAGUUUUUACCAUCUAUGAUUGCUGCUUCUGUUAUCUUCCUUUCAAAAUUCACAUUGAGCCCAAAUAAGCAUCCAUGGACUGUAAGCCUUCAAAAGUGUUCGAGAUACAAACCUGCUGAUUUAAAAGAAUGUGUUCUUAUCAUUCAAGAACUUCAGUUGAGUAAAAGAGGAGCAACUUUGGUAGCAAUUAGAGAGAAAUACAAUCAACAUAAGGUAAAACUUUUAACUUUUAACUCUCUUUGAACUGUUUUUAGUUUUGGAAUUGGAAAGGUAAAGAGAAAAUGUUGUUUUUACAGUUCAAAUUUGUUGGGUCGUUGAAGAGUCGUGCUGAAAUACCCGGUUCAUAUUUCGAGGAAGAAAAUGUUGGGUUGAUGGAGUGAUGUUUGAUUCUUGAAAUUUUGUUCUUCGACUACUAAUGGCUGCCAUGAUUUUGCAAGCUGCUACAAUGCUGACUGGUAACAUUUUCUGUAAUGUUAUGUUUUUGGUAUAUAAGAAAUUAGGAAAUGAAUGAAGAAUAUGAAGUGGUAGUAGUAGUAGAAGUAGAAGAAUAGAAAUUUAAGGGGUUUUGAAUUGUUAUGCUUUUGUUUUUGGUUUAUUAAUCUAGGGUUAGAUUGCUUUGAAUACCAUUAACUAUUGCAUUGGUUAGUUGAUGUGUUUAUUGUUAAUGGUUUAAAGAUUAAUCUAAUUAUCCUUAACACUUUUAGUAACAUCUCUUUUAUUUAUGUAUUUAUGAA
Messenger RNA from Impatiens glandulifera, 1609 nucleotides. RefSeq names its product cyclin-A3-4-like. Bases 72 to 1118 code for a protein of 348 amino acids. Gene Ontology annotation, biological process: regulation of cyclin-dependent protein serine/threonine kinase activity; mitotic cell cycle phase transition. Gene Ontology annotation, cellular component: cyclin-dependent protein kinase holoenzyme complex; cytoplasm; nucleus. The transcript is spliced from 5 exons. The record is from RefSeq and is a predicted model, not a curated record. Lineage: Eukaryota; Viridiplantae; Streptophyta; Magnoliopsida; Ericales; Balsaminaceae. Gene Ontology annotation, molecular function: cyclin-dependent protein serine/threonine kinase regulator activity.